GCCGACGCGAAAACGACAGCCUACCUGGAAAUCCGACCCCUUCCGGCGACUGCGAGACCCACUCGUCUCCUCCCCAACCGGCCGCUUCCGCCCGACGCCGUCGCCAUCCGCAAACUCCCAAACGCAUCGCCGUCGCCGGAAAGCAACAUGCCACCUCCUCCUCGUCUCCUCGUGCUCCUCCUCCUCGUCUUCUCGUGCUCCUCCUCCUCGUCCACUCCACUCCCGAUUCCCCGCACCGUGUCCCAAACCAAACCCCCAGACGCGAGCCGUGCCUCUACCAGCCAUGGCCCCAGCCGACACUGGAGACUACCUCCUAGACGAGGAUGACGACGAUUUCUUCGCGGAGUUCAAUCCCCAGCCCUACCGCGGCGGCUACGACCUCGCCGCUACCUACGGCUCCCCUCUCCCGCCCUCGGCCAACAUUUGCUAUCCCGUCUCCUCCUCCGCCCCCGAUCUUCCCCCUCCGCCUUCGCCUACAAUGGAGCCGGUGGAUCCUCCACCGCAGGAGCCUUCUUACGACGGGGAGGAAGCCCCGCGGGAGCCGGUGCACGAAUCGGCGGAGGUGUUCCGGGACGGGGCAGGGAGGGAAGGGAAGUUGCGGAGGGGCCGGUGGUGCAGGCGCGGCCUCUGGAGGAAGUGCGUGCGGGUGUUGGAUUACCUGUUCGGCUACUCGGAUCCGUACGCGGAACGGCGGAUCGAGGUGGACAGCUACGUUGUUCCGGUUUACGCGAACAGGAAGGAAUGUGGAGAGGAUGCCUUGGCGGUGGAAGUGGAGGUGGCGCCAACGGCCGUUGGGAGGGUGGAGGCGCACGAUGCCAGUGAGGAACUUGUUCAGAGCAAUAAUGACUUAUCUUUGCAUAAUAAUUACAGAGAGGAGGCCAAUACUUAUAGCCAACCCAUGUAUAAUUCAUAUUGUUGGCCCUCUUCUGCGCAAUCUUGUAGUCUUCCUUGUGUUUUGGACAACCCUGAUUGGUUCCCUUAUUUCAGCUCCUCAGAGUUUCAUCACGUAGAGGAAUCUCAGGACAAGCACAGGAUGUUCCAUCAACCUAUUCAUUGUUAUCACCAGCACUGCUAUGAACAACUAGCAAGUGUCCAGGCUGUGGCCAUGGAAUCAGUUUCUUCUCAAAAGUUGGAAUAUUAUGAGGAUUUUUCAUCAUAUUGUGACCAAAGCGAUAUCUGUAUUUUGGAAACUCCAGCACAUCAGUACAAGAUUCAGUCAUAUACGCAGAUCUCUGAUGUUCCACUUGAACCUUAUAAGCCAUCAUGGUCUCAGAAUUUGGGCUUCUAUCAUGCCUAUACACAAGGGGAUUAUCUUGAAUACGAUACACAUUCUCUAAUAUCUGAUGAAUAUGGAGACACUGGGAGCUUGUUCGUUUCCCCUUUCUAUCCUCGAGAGGCAGAAAUUUUUGAGCAGACCCAUAAUGAUGAGAUUGUAUCUUUUCAGCAAAAUUACCAUAAUUUAAGCUAUUGGAACAUGCCCAUGCAUGAUGUUUCUCUAAUUACUAAACCGGCUCAUGAUUUCUACAAUAUCAAUGAUUCUUUGUGGCCUUUUGGGGAGCAUUCGACCUACAGUGUCUAGUUCACGUUAUUGUAAUGUUACGAUUACUUGUACUAACUGCAAAUGUCAUGGAUACUCAGCAAAAUUCUAAAUAAAUAUUUAUGUACGAUUAAGAGAAUAUGUAUCUAACUUCAUAAAUACCGAAGCAAAUGUUCACUUCAUGAGUUAGUGAAAUUUCAUUUGUUCUCUUUGUGUAUCUGUUUGUAGCAGCUAAAUUUGAUGGCUGAAUUAUUCGUAAUUCGUAAUAAAAGUAAUUCCAAGACUUGCUUGGAGGAUAAAUGCUUGAGCUCAAUGUCUGGUUUGUAUUCUGAAAAUAGAUGAGCUCAAUGACUCUCUUUCAGUGCUAUCCUGUGUGAUACAUGAAUAAUUAUAUCACACACCGUUUUGUCUUUAUUGUGUUCAAAUACAAUAACUAUUAUAGAAGGUUCCAAAUUUUUGAGGAAUAGUCUCACAGGCCACCUUCGGACAUUGGGUCGGAGACUUUUGCGGCUACCGCAAACUAACAAAGCUUAUGAUUGUCGUGAAUCUAUCGU
This is a messenger RNA of Phragmites australis (common reed), 2091 nucleotides long. RefSeq lists its product as uncharacterized. Gene Ontology annotation, molecular function: phosphatidic acid binding. The transcript has 6 exons. The record is from RefSeq and is a predicted model, not a curated record. Bases 284 to 1579 code for a protein of 431 amino acids. NCBI's taxonomy places the organism in Eukaryota, Viridiplantae, Streptophyta, Magnoliopsida, Poales, Poaceae.